UACAGAUACAGAUAAACGAGAGAUCAUGGCUGCCUGCUACAAUGCCUAUAGCGCUGGAUCGCAGUCCUUUGAGUUCGACGAGGACGACGACGACGCCUCCUUCGACAGCGGCUACGAGAAGAGCUUCGAGACGGAGGCCCAGGCGCUGAGCUCCCGCCGGCGCCUGGACUUCGAUGCUCCGGCGGUCCAACAGCCGUACGCCGGCGCAGCCUGGGACACCGUGCCGCUCAACUCACUGCUGGACACGAGCAGCAACCACAGCACGCGGAGCGGACGAACGCUGGUGGAGCACCUGAACAGCCGGGCACCGACUGCCGCUGGCUUCGAUCCCCCCUUGACCAGCACGCCCAUGAAGUCGUCCGAGGAUCCGGAUGCGCCGCGACCGAAGCGCAAAUAUGCCGUCGGCAAGAACCGGGUGACGCGGUCGCGCAGUCCCACGCAGGUGGUCAGGAUCAAGCGCUUCCGGCGGAUGAAGGCCAACGACAGGGAGCGCAAUCGGAUGCACAACCUCAACGAUGCGCUGGAGAAGCUGCGGGUCACACUGCCCUCGCUGCCCGAGGAGACGAAGCUGACGAAGAUCGAGAUCCUGCGCUUUGCCCACAACUACAUCUUCGCCCUGGAACAGGUGCUCGAAAGUGGCGGCUCGAUCAAUCUGGAUCUGGAGAAGCUUCAGAACUUUACGCUAAGCGGCGAGCGGAUCACCAAGGAGCUGUUCGAUGCGCUGUUCGUGAAUCCCCAGCCCUUUCCCAUGUUCGGAUGCGGCAGGAUGUUUCCCUAUGGGCAGAAUAUGCCCCCUCAUCCGACUCCCGCUCCCGCUCCGCCUGCAGAGCAUCCGCCCGCGAUGGGGGGCUUCCAGCAGGGAGUGGACUACGCGCAGCAGCCACCGGGAUUCGACUUUACAGGCAGCAUGCGGUUCUACCAUCAACAGCAGCAGCAGACGCCUCACCAUCUGCAGCAUAAUCCUCAGCAGGAGUCCAGCCCGCAGUUCUCGCAGGAGAAAUACGAUCUAUUUAGGGGCUCCUUCGAUGCAGCUGCCAAUCUGCACAAUCCCAGUCACCUGGAUUCGGGGAUUCAUCAUCAGAGCAGCUUCUACACGCAAACGCCGCCCUGGAAGGAAUAUCCAGAGGAUCAGGGGCAUCCACACGGCUACAAACAGUUUGCCCCGCAGGUGUAGCACAGUUUUUAGGGCCAUCUAAGGUUUUUCAGCGUGAUAUACUUAAAGAUUGCUGGGGAUCGGCAGGAAACUUAUCUAGGGGAAUCCCCGAAAGAGAUGCACCCUUGACUUAUUUUAAUGGAAAGACUAAAGUAGCUUAAGGGUCUCAUCUCUGGAUUUCCCCCUUCUAACUUUCCUCGAAUCCCUCGCAAUCCGUUGAUAUUGGUAGUAAGUGAGGCACUCAAUUGACUGCCUGGAUUAUGACUUUAAACUAAAGCUAAUCUUUGCACUCAAUUAGUUUCAUGUUAUAGAAGGAUCUUCAACAGAUUAACCAAUGCUGAUUUACAAAGAAUCGAACAAACUCUAUAAUUCCAAUUCACCUUCAUUGGUUUCUUUUCUGCGGAUCUCUAGUGAAUAUUUGAAUUAAGAGUGCUUAACCUGAACAUUUUCCAAAAAACCACUCUUCUUCUCAAUAUAUUCCCUUCACAUUCUUCUUGACUAUAUAGUACAAAUCGGUUGUCCAUAUUUAUUGUAAGCGGAUACGUACCUUGCCAUUGUAGACAUAAGCCUAGUUUUAGCGAUCACUGAAAUGUACCAGGUAUUAGCCAUAAUUAACUGUACAAUCGAUUAAGUAUAUAUGUAGGUUAUGCCAGAUUCUAUAUCAGUUAUUGCAAUGCAAGGAAAGCGAGCUAGUCAGGGCCAGAACUUUAAAGUGAUAAGAUUGAAUUUCGAUGUAAAGCCAUAAAGAUUUAUUUUUGCAAAUAAAGUUGACGAUCAAAACGA
This is a messenger RNA of Drosophila takahashii, 1936 nucleotides long. RefSeq names its product Basic helix-loop-helix neural transcription factor tap (gene tap). NCBI's taxonomy places the organism in Eukaryota, Metazoa, Arthropoda, Insecta, Diptera, Drosophilidae. Gene Ontology annotation, cellular component: nucleus. Gene Ontology annotation, biological process: axon development; sensory organ development; positive regulation of transcription by RNA polymerase II. Gene Ontology annotation, molecular function: E-box binding; protein dimerization activity; DNA-binding transcription factor activity, RNA polymerase II-specific. The record is from RefSeq and is a predicted model, not a curated record.